UCAGCGUUGGAUCCUGUAAGAAUAAAGAGGAUACGGGGACGAUAAUGUGUCUGACAGAUAAAGUAGGGGGACUGGGCCAGCUCGACAAUGUCCUUGCGGUCUAGUUUGAUGAUGCCGCAUCACGAAAACGGGCGAAUUUAUCAUGGAUUUAACAAUGGCAGUAAGUUGGCUCAAAUUUACCGGAAGAAACAUGAUUAUGUCUUGCCAUCUGACGAGGAAGAAAAUGAUCGAUUGGACUUACAACACCAUAUCUUCUUACUCACCUUCGAUGCACGUUUGUAUAACUGCCCCGUCGACAAAUCCAAGACGAUGCACAAUGUUUUGGACAUCGGAACUGGCACCGGAAUCUGGGCUUUGGAUUUCGCCGAUACACAUCCCGAGGCUUCUGUGCUGGGCGUGGAUAUUGGUGCAAAUCAACCAUCAUUUGUCCCGCCGAAUUUAUCAUUCCUAGUUGAUGACCUUGAAAACCAAUGGGCUUUCUCUCACAAGUUUGAAUUUAUAUAUAGCCGGAUGAUGACGGGAUCUAUUGCCAACUGGCCCCGAUUAUUCGAACAAGCAUUUGAAAACCUCAACCCCGGUGGGUAUAUGGAAUUAGCCGACAUAUCCUUCCCCGCUCGCGUUGACGACGACUCCUACCCUGAAAAUUCAGCGUUGAGAAGAUGGAGUGACCUUAUGCUUGAAUCCGCCAAAAAGCUGGGCCGGUAUGCCAACAGCGCAGCUUUAUACAAACGGCAAAUGAUCGACGCCGGAUUUGUCGACGUGGUUGAGACAAUAUACCCGUGGCCGACGAACCAUUGGCCCAAGGAUCCGAAACUCAAGGAAUUGGGCCGCUGGGUUCUCCAAGAUGUCGGGUAUAAUCUAUCAGGUAUCAGCAUGGCUCUAUUCACACGCGGCCUCCGCUGGACAGCUGCAGAAGUCGAAGUGUUCUUAGUGGAUGUGCGAAAGGAAUUUAAAGACGCAAAGAUUCAUUGCUAUUUUCCUAUAUAUGUGGUAUGGGGUCGCAAGCCAGAUACGCCUUCAUCUUCUUGACAUUUUCCACACAGAUAUGAAUAUGUUAUGCUGAGAUAAACGAUUACGAAUAUGCCAAGUAGCGUUACGUAAAAUUUGCUAUUAGAUUCAUUAUUCAUGCAAUAUCUUGUAUCACGAAACAAUACCGGCUAUUACAGAUUACUCACUCAUUUGUGAAAAUGAGAAAAGUUUUCUAACAUCAUAUCAAAUUAUACAGCAUUAUUUUCAAUUUGACUUCUUUCGCAUCCAAGCGGUAGUUAAAAUUAACCUCUAGUAGUCAUGUUUAAAAAGUCUUGGGCACAGCCAACUGGUUUGCCUUGCGACGCACAUUCGGACCAAUCAAGUGGUCAAAGGAAGGCGAGUUAGAAACCCGAGGGGUGGAAUCCUCCAAAUCCCAGAGAUAGCCAAGGGUCUUGAGGACGGAGGUAGCGCUAUAUGCCUCGGGCUUUCCAGUGGCAGGGUUAGUACCGUAGUUCUCAAUAUGGCCCGCAGGCGUGUAAGGCGAGAUCAGG
Talaromyces proteolyticus is the source of this 1520-nucleotide messenger RNA. Its product is annotated as S-adenosyl-L-methionine-dependent methyltransferase. Bases 88 to 1029 code for a protein of 313 amino acids. Gene Ontology annotation, molecular function: methyltransferase activity. NCBI's taxonomy places the organism in Eukaryota, Fungi, Ascomycota, Eurotiomycetes, Eurotiales, Trichocomaceae. The transcript has 9 exons. The record is from RefSeq and is a predicted model, not a curated record.